Solanum pennellii is the source of this 553-nucleotide messenger RNA. Its product is annotated as defensin-like protein P322. The record is from RefSeq and is a predicted model, not a curated record. Bases 83 to 319 code for a protein of 78 amino acids. Lineage: Eukaryota; Viridiplantae; Streptophyta; Magnoliopsida; Solanales; Solanaceae. The transcript has 2 exons. Gene Ontology annotation, biological process: defense response.
CAUAUAUACUAGUCUAAAUGUCUCUCACAUUACAUUAAAAAAAAAUAUUUAUUAUUUCUUCUCUCUCAAAAAAAUUGUGAAAAUGGCACAAUCCAUUCGUUUCUUUACUACUUUGUUUCUUCUAGCCAUGCUUGUUAUGGCUACUGAGAUGGGACCAAUGAGAAUCGUAGAGGCAAGACAUUGUGAGUCGUUGAGCCAUCGUUUCAAGGGACCAUGUGCGAGCGAUAAGAAUUGUGCCUCGAUUUGCGAGACCGAAAGAUUUUCCGGUGGUAAUUGCCGUGGAUUCCGUCGCCGUUGCUUUUGCACUAAGCCAUGCUAAAUAAUAAUUUUGAUUUUAUGUGUAAAAGAAGAAGUUUGAGAAAAAAAUAUUAUGUAAUUUUGAAUAAAGUACACUAUGAUUGUUCAAAGAUGUAUGUAAUGCUAGUUUUGUUUGUAAAAACUAGUUGUGAUCUUUGAAUUUGUAUGCAAUUAUGGUGCACUAGACUUGUAAUUCUUCAUGUGGUUUUUUGAAAUAUUAUGGAUAAAAUUUGUGUUUUAGCCUUUUGUUAGUAAA